This is a messenger RNA of Drosophila miranda, 2481 nucleotides long. RefSeq names its product trichohyalin-like. The record is from RefSeq and is a predicted model, not a curated record. Lineage: Eukaryota; Metazoa; Arthropoda; Insecta; Diptera; Drosophilidae. The transcript has 3 exons. The coding region runs from base 59 to 2380 and encodes 773 amino acids.
GGUAUAUUUCUGAGGAUUGGACGGUUUUCUGUGAUGUGAUUCAAAAUUUUGUAGAAAUAUGAACGAAACUGAGGUAAAAGUUGAAAUAAAAGCAGAAGAUAAUGCCAAACUCGGCGAGAACGAGACCACGCCGCUACGGCUACGGCGACUCGACGAGAACGACGAGACGCCGCUACGCACAGUUGGAAUCCCUCAUUCUCCGGACCCCACUGAUUUCUCGACCGGUUGCAGUGGCCAUGGAAGGGAAAGCGACCACGACGAUGUCGAGAUCCUAUCUUUUCCUCGUACUCCGCGAAGUGAACUGACAAAACCAAAUAGUCUUGUCAAGGCACAGCCUGAGGCUCCCGUUGUCAUGGCUGAGCCUGAGGUUCCAGUUGUCAAGGCAGAACUGGCAGCUGCUGAAGUCGAUUUUGCUACUGUUACAGCAAUAAUCGACGAACUAUUCGAUGGUCUCCGCGAAAACGAUAUAAUUCAAAAAUUGGAGUUAGACGAACAUGGCUUGUCGGGCAUUCCAAGUGGUUUCAGCAACAGGGAUGAAAAGAACAACAUGGACUUGGAACCGCCCCAACCAGCUACGCCAGACUCAACGGACAACCGGGAAGAACUUGAAGCGUGCCGCGAAGCGACUCAGAAGGCGUUGGAAGAGUUGGAUAAGUUCAAAGAGGUGCCAGAUGAGCGUAAGAAGAAGAAGCGAAAGCACAAGAGGGGUGAAUCUGAGGAAAGUGUUGCUGAAAAACGGACUCAAAGUAACAGUACGGUCGAUGAUAAUCAAAAGGAAAACAAGCGCACCUCACGGGACAAUAAACGCACAAGCGAAGAGCAUCAACGGGACAGGAGACGCCACCACGAACACAAUCCAAGGGACGAUAGACGCCAUCACGAACACAAUCCAAGAAACGAUAGACGCCAUCACGAACACAAUCCAAGAGACGAUAGACGCCAUCACGAACACAAUCCAAGAGACGAUAGACGCCAUCACGAACACAAUCCAAGAGACGAUAGACGCCACCACGAACACAAUCCAAGAGACGAUAGACGCCAUCACGAACACAAUCCAAGAGACGAUAGACGCCACCACGAACACAAUCCAAGAGACGAUAGACGCCAUCACGAACACAAUCCAAGAGACGAUAGACGCCACCACGAACACAAUCCAAGAGACGAUAGACGCCAUCACGAACACAAUCCAAGAGACGAUAGACGCCACCACGACGACAGUCAUAGGUAUAACAGACAUCAACACGAGGAAAAACCAAGGGACAAGCGUCCACGCGAGGAUAAUCACAGGCUCAAAAGAGGCGAUCAUGACGCUAACCCACGAGACAAUAGACGCCACUAUGAGGAUAAUGAAAGGGAAAGUAAACGACUACGCGAGGAUCAUCAAAGCGAAAAAAGACGCCAUCAGGAGCAUAAGCAAAUGGCUAUUAAACGUCUACGCGAAGAUAAUCAAACUGAAGUCGAAGGCAAGCGUGAUCUUAGGGUGAGAGCAACAUUAAAUGUCCUGCCGCGCAUCGCCACAAUAAAACAAGCGCCGACGUCCGCAGUGGAUUCAGAUUCGGAGUUUGAGUGGAUUUAUGUUCGAGACGACGAGAGGCACAUCAAAGUCGUAAAUCGCGAGAAGUUGUGCCAGCAGGCGCAGAAUGAGGCCGUUGCAGAGACGGCCAAUCCAGAGCCAUCACCACAAAAGCUGACAAAACGAGAAAAGGGCAACUUAGCCGAGAGUCGGGCCAAGCAAGUGCUCGAACUGUUCGAGCGGAAAAAAUUGGACGAUCAGGAAGAGGAGUUCCUUAUGGUGGACACUAUACACAAAGUGCCUAAGAGCGAGUCCUUCAUGAGUAAAGAAGCCUUCGAGAAUCCCUCGCCGAUAUGCAACAACUACAAUGUGGUUUAUGAGUUCAAUUCGGCGCCGGGAACCAGGAUUGAUUUGGCUAAAUGGGGGCUGGAAGCGUUGCCCGAUAGCACCAGGGAUCUGCUCCGGAUACUGGCCUACGAUGUGGAUCAUCUAAAACAGGCUCAGCUCAAGGCACAGCCAAACCAGCGCAUACUGAAACUAAAACAGGAACAGCUUUUCAAUUCACCAUUUUCCGAACCGGAGGAAUUCGAUUAUGCGGCCCUUUACAUAAAUGCCUCGACCCAAACUGACUUCAGGCCCCACACGCACAGCGUCGGCACUCAGGCAAAACUGGAGGGACAGCCGAGAGGUGCCUUCUGGCAGGAACCGGACUUCGACAUGACCUUUUUGACGACGCCCCAAAUGAAUGUGAUGUUUUCUUUGCAAGAGCUCUGCCGAACACUGCCAAGCCCCGCGCAUGCCUGCAUACUCUACCAAGCCCUUCAACCUGCUCUGGAUAACAAGCGCGAGUUUCGUUCACACAAAUGAAAAAACACACUAUGUAUAUUGAUUCUCUUUUCAUUGUUUGUAUAAUUCGUAGUUCGUACAUAUAGAAACCAAAAAUAUAUAACACUGUAGCACUUUAUGUA